Messenger RNA from Galendromus occidentalis (western predatory mite), 1497 nucleotides. RefSeq names its product Rabenosyn-5 (gene Rbsn-5). The coding region runs from base 97 to 1401 and encodes 434 amino acids. The record is from RefSeq and is a predicted model, not a curated record. Gene Ontology annotation, molecular function: metal ion binding. NCBI's taxonomy places the organism in Eukaryota, Metazoa, Arthropoda, Arachnida, Mesostigmata, Phytoseiidae. The transcript has 11 exons.
GAUCAGCUGAUCGCUGCAUGACAGCUGGCCGCUCACGAUUAGUUUCCUCCACCCUCGCUCUGGUUCGAACCUCUCCGAGUUGGAACGAUCGCGAGGAUGUCAGAGGUCAGAGAGGGCCUGAUUUGUCCGAUGUGUAUGAAGGAUCUCGGGACUAUUGCCGAGUUGUCCUCACAUUUUGAAACGGCACAUCCCGGUCCGGAGGCUGAUUCAAACGAGGCCAUCGCAUCGUUCAAAGAAAUAUUCGCCAAAGCCAAGAAGAAGCUGCUCAAUGAAGACCGGGCCCCGAACGGAGACCGUCCGCGUCAACAAGAAGCAAACCACGUUCAGCAACAGCAACUAGUUUACAACCAACUCGACAUCGGCGAACAGCUGCAACCGGGCUUUGUGAUAAAACAUUCGGAUCUCUUCAGGAAAACUCGUUCGGAUAGACUGGAACGAUACAAUAUGCAGAUCAACAAACUUGUGAUUCGACUCAGCAAACUCCUUGCGUCGGGAACUCCUAUUGGAAAUGACAAAAAAAGAAGGGAAUUCGAGCAAAAGAUCGUGGAGUGGGUCGACGAAACCCUAGUCUCUCGGUGUCCCACCUGCGCAGAGAAUUUCACGCCGUUUCUCGGACGGCGGAAGCAUCAUUGUCGACUCUGCGGAGCGAUCACUUGCCAAGACUGCUCAAGAUUUGUCGAGAAUGCGCUUGCUCAGCAGCUCCUCCAAGGUGAAAUAGGGAGCAGCAUUCCUGUAUUACAACUGCGAUGCUGUACAGAUUGUUUCAAACUUCUGCAUCGGAAGCAGCUGAGCAUCGUCCAAGGCACGGCAACGGAUCACCUUCAGGAAGCUUACGCUAGAAUGAAGGACUUGAUGGAUCGAUGCGUUGAUUUGAAAGCGCAGUAUGUGAGCUUGACUGAUGCUCUGAUGGCGGGCGAUGGAUCGUUAACGCAAGCUCAAGAAUUACGGAUGGCGAUCCUCAAGCACGCGGAGAAAGCGGAUACGAUAGCGAAGAGAAUCGGAGAUGUGUCCAGUGAUCCUUCACUUUCGCCUCGCCAAGCUCAACUGAGAAUGCUUAUCAGAGCUGCGACGAGUCAAUUCGUCAAAGAUCUCCUCGUCAGUUUGCCCCAUCUACCCGAAGCCCAGCAACUGGAGCGACUUGCCCAACAAAGACGUGAGGAGGCGAAACGAAGGGUUGACCGUACUGUCACUCAAAUCCCCACGACAAUGGUAGCUGGCGGCUGGACACCGUCGGUCGAGAGCUUCUCGCGCACAGAGGAAGACGAGGAUCCUCUGAGACAGCAGAUAAAGAACAUUAGGGGUUUCCUCGAGCAGGCUCGAGCUGCGAACAAAAUGGACGAGGUGGAGGCGCUAACCGAGAACCUCCACCAACUCGAGGCAGCUGCUGGAUUGAGAAGUUGAUGAUGACGAUGACAAGGUGCCCACAAUACUCAUGAGACGUCCUGACCUGCUCUCUUGUUGAGGUUGACCAAUUUCUCAAUAAACACCGCUAGAUGA